Cygnus atratus (black swan) is the source of this 3291-nucleotide messenger RNA. RefSeq names its product regulator of chromosome condensation 2 (gene RCC2). The transcript is spliced from 12 exons. The record is from RefSeq and is a predicted model, not a curated record. Lineage: Eukaryota; Metazoa; Chordata; Aves; Anseriformes; Anatidae. Bases 1 to 1647 code for a protein of 548 amino acids.
AUGCCCCGGAGGAAGGCGGCGGGGCCGCCCUGGGAGCCGGGCCCCGGCAGGCGGCGGCCCGGGGCGGCGGCGGCGGCGGCGGGAGGGAGGCGGCGGCCGCGGCCGGAUCGCGGCGGAGGAGGAGGAGGAGGAGGUGGAGGAGGAGGAGGAGGAGGCGGCGGCGGCGGCAGCAGCGGCGGCGGCAGCAGCGAGGAGGAGGCGCCCCGGGAGCGGCGGCCGCGGGACGGGAGCCCCGGCGGGAGGCGGCCCGGCAGGCCCGGGGGGCCCGGCCCGGGAGCCAACGUCGGGGGUCCAGGGCCCGGCGGGGCGGCGCGGGGCCAGGCCGUGGUCAUCUGCGAGCCCGAGCACAGCAAGGAGCGCAUCAAACUCGAGGGCUCCAAGUGCCGAGGGCAGCUCCUGAUCUUCGGAGCCACCAACUGGGACUUGAUCGGCCGCAAAGAAGUGCCUAAGCAGCAAGCUGCAUAUCGGAACCUGGGCCAGAAUCUGUGGGGGCCACACAGGUAUGGGUGUCUCUCAGGUAUUCAGGUGCGGAGCGUGGUGUCGGGACCGUGCGCGGCUCACAGCCUCCUCAUCACCGCCGAGGGCAAGCUCUGGAGCUGGGGUCGCAAUGAGAAGGGGCAGCUGGGCCACGGGGACACCAAGCGCGUGGAAGCCCCCAAGCUUAUCGAGGUGCUGGGCAGCGAGGCCAUCGUGCUGGCAGCGUGCGGCCGCAACCACACGCUGGCUCUCACAGAGAGUGGCUCCGUGUUCGCCUUUGGGGAGAAUAAAAUGGGGCAGCUGGGGCUUGGCAACCAAACGGAUGCUGUUCCAAGCCCUACACAGAUCAUGUACAAUGGGCAGCCCAUCACCAAAAUGGCCUGUGGGGCCGAAUUCAGCAUGAUCAUGGACUGCAAAGGAAACCUCUACUCCUUUGGGUGCCCUGAGUAUGGGCAGCUGGGGCACAACUCAGAUGGGAAGUUCAUCGCCCGCGCGCAGCGGAUCGAGUAUGACUGCGAGCUGGUGCCGCGCCGCGUGGCCAUCUUCAUCGAGAAGACCAAAGAUGGGCAGAUCCUGCCCGUCCCCAACGUGGUGGUGCGGGACGUGGCGUGCGGGGCCAACCACACGCUCGUCCUGGACUCGCAGAAGCGUGUUUUCUCCUGGGGCUUCGGCGGCUACGGGCGGCUGGGCCACGCGGAGCAGAAGGACGAGAUGGUGCCGCGGCUGGUCAAGCUCUUCGACUUCCCGGGCCGCGGGGCAGCGCAGAUCUACGCCGGCUACACCUGCUCCUUCGCCGUCAGCGAAACAGGCGGCUUGUUUUUCUGGGGUGCCACCAACACCUCCCGCGAGUCCACCAUGUACCCCAAAGCCGUGCAGGAUCUGUGCGGCUGGAAGAUCCGCAGCCUGGCUUGUGGGAAGAGCAGCAUCAUCGUGGCGGCAGAUGAGAGCACCAUCAGCUGGGGGCCAUCUCCCACCUUCGGAGAGCUGGGCUACGGGGACCACAAGCCCAAGUCAUCGACGGCUGCCCAAGAGGUGAAGACCUUGGAUGGGAUCUACACGGAGCAGGUGGCCAUGGGCUACGCCCACUCGCUGGUGAUCGCCCGUGACGAGAGCGACGCCGAGAAGGAGAAGCUGCGCAAGCUGCCCGAGUACAACCCCCGCACCCUCUGAGGGGCCGGGGGGCAGCCGAGCCGCCCACCCCGGUUUUCCAAGCGAUCCGCGGUUUUAACUACCUGUUCUCCUACAAUUUCCAAAGCGUUGGGUUUUUCCCUCAGCACCACGGCCAAGACCUUCCCCCGUGGCUGUUUGAGUUCCCAUCCCAACCCUAGCAGGACCUUUUGGCACAUCCAGGCUUUUUCAUUGUUGUUUUGUUGGUUUGGUUUUGUUAUUUUUUUCUCUUUUCUCUGCUGUUUCGCACAGAAAGGAAGGUGCCGGGUUCGCCUGAACAGGUGUCCAUUUUUUUUACUAUUCUUUUUCCUUUUCCUAGCCACAAAUUUCCCCACAAGCACCCAGCUGCGGGCUCAGAGCAAAACUCAAGCAAAACACCGCAAAAUGCCUUUUUGCCCUGCAAUAUUGCAUUUUUUUUGGCAUUUCUCCCAAGCAGCCUCCACUUUGGGUGCUGUAAUUGUGAGGUUCUGAUCCCCAGCAUCCCUUUUUCCCAGGAGGAUUUAGGGACAAGCCUGUUGUCCCUCACUCUCGGGGGACAAAGCGGGUCCUCUCCCCAGCCCUGCAUCAUUUGGGGGCUGGAUGCCCCCAAGCCACCUGCCCCCCGCUUUCGCGCCCCCCAACGCCCCCCCCGCUGCCCAUCCCAGGGCGAUCUCAGGUAUGAAGAGCGGGCCCUGAAGCGUCAUGCAAGCUUUUCCCUUUUUUUUUUUGUUAAUUAUUAUUAUUUUUAUUAUUAUUAUUAUUUCCACUGCCUGGUAUCUGCCAAAAGCCCCUCCUCAGGCAACGCUGUGCACUGUGCUGGAGAAACGAGGUGCCUUUAUACGCAGAGCCCGGCUCUGCCUCCACAAAACCCAAGGGUGUUUUUUUUAUUAUUAUUUUAUUUUAUUUUUUAGUUUUUAGGGUUUAUUUUGAUUUUUUAAAAUUCCUUUCCACUCUCCCUGGCAGGUCGCUGGCGGUGCGCCACGUGGCCCUGCGGGGAAUUUUGCAGUACUUUAUGGAAAAAAACGAAUUAAAAGGGGGUUCUUUAUGUUUGCUUUGGGGUUUAUUUUGGGGUUUGUUUUGGUGUGUUAGAGUCAAAACUUCCAGGACAGGGAGAGCAGCAGGGUGGAGAAGUUGGAUAUUCUGUUUUCUUGAGCAAUACUAGCAUUUGCUGCAAGUACCCAGCCCUUCUGAAAAUGGGUGGUGAGGAGGUGGGUGCAUGCAGCACCCCACAACGGGGCUUUUCUAGCCUUAUCCCCCAAUUUUUUCUACCUGCAAUGAAUAUUUCAGGGUCAUCACCAUCAGCUGCCUACCCCAAAUGGGUACGAGGGGAUGCUGCGGACUGUGUCAUGAUAGGGGUGGAAAAAACAGCAAAACCCCCACUUUCACCCCCCAAAAGCAAUUUGGGCUUGUCUUGCUUUUACACAAAAUAUUUGAGGCUCGAAUCGGUGCUCCUGGUAAUGUUCUCCCCCAUGUGCCGCCGUGUCCUGGCAGCGGGCGAGCGAAGGAGGAGGCUGGAAGAAUAAAAUAAUAAUAAACCACGAGGCUCUCGGAGCAACGUUCCUUUUAGGUGAGACGACAGGUUCCUGGUUUAGUGCUGUAAUUGUCCUCUUCAUGUUUUUUUUAUAUUUCUUGGAGUAAAUGUUUAAAUAAACGACGUCAUUGUGUACA